Apus apus (common swift) is the source of this 2825-nucleotide messenger RNA. It is a transcript of the gene RWDD4, whose product is annotated as RWD domain containing 4. The transcript has 7 exons. The coding region runs from base 168 to 722 and encodes 184 amino acids. The record is from RefSeq and is a predicted model, not a curated record. Gene Ontology annotation, molecular function: protein binding. Lineage: Eukaryota; Metazoa; Chordata; Aves; Apodiformes; Apodidae.
CCCGCGGCCGCCCCGCUCGGGCCGCCCCGUUGGAAGCGGCGGGGCCCGGCAGCCCCGGCAGCCCCGGCAGCCCCGGCGGCCGCGGAGAGGCGGGAGGGAGGCCCGGGAGCGGGGCGGGCGCCGGGUGAGGCGGAUCUCCGGGCGCCGCCUCCGCCGCAGCGCGCGUCAUGGCGGCCAACGAGGACCAGGAGAUGGAGCUGGAAGCGCUGCGCUCCAUCUACGAGGGAGACCUGUGCUUCAGGGAGCUGAGCCCGGUGUCCUUCCAGUACCGGAUAGGUGAAAGUGGAGAUCCCAAAGCCUUUCUAAUAGAAGUUUCGUGGCCAGAAACAUAUCCACAAACAGCACCAGUCAUAUCCAUGGAUGCUUUCUUCAACAACACAAUAUCUUCAGCUAUUAAAAAAAGCAUAUUGGAUAAGUUAAUGAUAGAAGUUGAAGCAAAUCUUGGGACUGCUAUGACAUACACACUUUUUGAAUAUGCCAAAGAUAAUAAAGAGUUGUUCAUGGAAAAUCAGCCUGUCAACACUGUGACUUCAGUAAGCAAUAGUGUUGCAACUGGAACUCCUGAUGUGCCAGCAAGUAAGAAAAAAGAUAAAAAGGAGCACUUAUCCAAAACCCAGAAACGAAAACUAGCUGAUAAAACAGAUAACAAAGGGGAGCUUCCACGAGGAUGGAACUGGGUGGACGUAAUUAAGCAUGUAAGUAUUUUCAAGUUACCUUUUUAAUGUUAAAAAAGAUUUGUAAGAAAUAGUAAGAACUGUUGCUCAUUUUGGAUUCUAAUUUACAUAUUUCUCAACUGCUUUAAAAUAUUUAGACCUUUUGAAUAUUAGUCAGAAAUUAUUCCUCUUUGAACUUUGUUGGUUUACUAUUUCUUUUUUCUUUAUUGAGCAAUUAAACUUUUAUGAUGAGAGAGCUUUGCUAGCCAAGUGUACUGCAAAUAUUUUGUCUUCGUAUAGCAGCAAGAUGGAAAAUAAAGUUAGUGGUUCUGCUGGACUCUGGAGAGCAAUGGGUUAGUAGGCAGGAAAAAGGAGCUGUCCCAAGUGGGAGCACCUUGCUGUUUUCUACAAGCCUGAGCAUUCUCUGCCACAGCUCCUCCAGGGAAGUGUUCUUUUCUGCUUGUUCCCUCAGCAUUAAUUUUUUCACCCUCUUCUCUUUACUGGCUCAAUGGAAAUCAGUAUAGCUGCUUGACAGUUUUGAAAGCAAGCUGUUAGUUUGUGGAACUAUAAGUAAUUCUUAGUGUAAAACUUGAUACCGGUUCCAGUUGUUAAAUAAGAGCAAGUAAAUGAUGAUUACAGUUUGGAGCAGAGUCCUUCUGAGAUAAAAGUCUUGAUGUCUUGGAUAUUUUGAAUUCUGGAUAGAUUUCACAAUAGAUGCACUACAUUUAAUAAUCAUAAACUUAGCUUUGAAAAAUACAGAAAUAGUAAGGUAAUGUCUCUUUUUAUAUUGUGUAAAUUUUUUAAUGGGAAUUCUCUCAGAGGUGUGUGGAAACACCUUUUCCGCUACUUCUUUUUUUUUUAUUUUGGAGAGCUGGUGAUGGGAUCUUCAGAUUAAAUAGAAACAGUACACUGAUUAUUUUCUGGGAUUUUGUGGUGGUGUUUUUUUUAAAUCAACUUCCAUGUUCAGAAAAUAAGCUUACAUGGUGUUUAAGCUUAAGAAAUAAUUUCUUAUGCUUUUCAGUCUCUUGGUACAGUAGCACAAUCAGUCUGUAUUUAAAUAUACACGUGUUCUAUGUAAGAUGGAGAUAAUGUUUUUGUUUCCUAAUAAAUGGAAUGACAGUCUAAACUUUGAAUACUUUCUUUUUGUGUCUCUUUUAUAGUUAAGCAAAACUGGUUCUAAAGAUGAUGAAUAAAGGACUUUGGUACAAGGAAACUCCACCCUUUAUUACAGUGCAAUUUUGGGUCACCUUCUUUCUCUUAAAAACUUUCAUAUUUGUUGAAGUAAACAUUUUAUAAAGCUCAAUUUCCUAACUCUCAAACCUAGUCACACAAGUUUAUCUAGAGGCUAUGUGGUCUUCUUUGGAAAACAAAAAAAACAAACAAACUUGCCUUAAAUGAAGGUUAGAAUGUGACGAAGGAUAUAGAGAGCCAGUGUGGUGAAGUGAAUAGUGCUAUAUGCAGUGUUUAUUAAUUUAUAUUUUACUCUGUAGUAAAAUCCUGUUAUAGUGAACCCAAUGAUACUGUAAGUGUUUCCUGAUGCUAUUCCAAUUGAAAAAAAAAAGCACUAUAGCGGUGAUUGGUCACUUGACAGCAUAAUUCAUCAAAAUAAAUUAUUCCAUGGAAACAAGACCUUUGUAAUUUGUUUCUCUAAUAUGAAUGUAGAAGGAGAACAUAACAUAAAAAUUGUUAGAGUGCAGUGCAGAUGGGUCCUGUUUUCACUGGUUACUGGCUGAAGUACUUAAUAUUAGCACAAGCAAAGCCAGAUGUUCUAGUCUGCUCAAAAAUGAGUGGUUACAGCAGGAGUAAGUCUUUAUUCUCUGCGGUAUCCAUCUGUUAGUCUUUCUCUAGUGUGAAUCUUUACAGAAGGUUGGAUGUCUGAGGGGAGGGAAGAGUGCUUUCUUGCACGUCUGAAUGAGUGUUGGGAUUUCGUAGCUCUUUCAUUGGAGAAAUGGCAUUGCUUUCAGGGGUUUGCUGACUGAGUGGUGAGACAAUGAGAAGAAGUCAGCAUUCUGCCAAAUGUGUUGGGAGAACUUUGUUUCCUCGUCUGCUCUCUUGUAUCAGAACGAGAACUCAUCUUUACUGUAUAAAUGAUUACUGAAUACAAGAUGCCUUAAUGUCCUUUAUUAUUUUUGUUGUUUUGAGAUUAACUUUAAUAAAUGCCUAUUUAUCUGC